GGGUACAGAAGACACACGUCCGGAGAGUAAAGGCUACAGAAGUCAGACCCCUUGUUGCAAUGUUUGGACUAUCAGAUUAUUAUUUUGCAUUACACACGCCGGAGUUGCAAUGAAGGCUGGAGCCUCGUCCAUGUGGACUUCAUGCUGUGGUUUGCUGAACGAAGUCAUGGGCACAGGGGCAGUUAGAGGCCAGCAGCCAGGAUUUGGAGGUGGUGCUGGACCCUUCCGAUUUGCCCCCAGUGCGGGAUACUCAACAUACCCGCCUACAACCUCAGGGACUCCCAGUUCUGUAUGCAAGGCCUGUGGCCAGGCCUUCUCAGUCUUUAGAAGGAAGUAUAUCUGCUGCGACUGUAAGAAGAGCUUCUGCUCACUAUGCUCCGUGCUGCAGGAGAAUCUACGCAUAUGUGCCACAUGCCACUUGCUAAGGGCAACUGCCUUCCAGCGACCCCAGCUCAUGCGUCUACGGGUCAAGGACCUGCGCCAGUACCUGCUGCUGCGCAACAUUCCCACAGACACCUGCAGGGAGAAAGAGGACCUGGUGGAUCUGGUGUUGUGUCACCAGGCUGCUGAAGAGGAGGGGGAUGCAGAUACAGCUAGCCUCAAUUCCCACUCUCUCUAUACGCCGCCCCCCUCUGCCACCCAAUCUGCCUCAGAGCUGUCGACUCUCGCUGCCUCUCAGGAGGAACCACUUAGCAGGAGUGAUAGUUCUGAUACCAAUCAGGAUAUAGGUGAUGCCACGUCAGUCUCCCUCCUCAACUUGGACCACCCUCCUGAGGUGAGCCCACUGACGCGGCGACGAGCCAGAGCCUCCCUCUCAGACAUCUCUAGUCUAGAUGACAUUGAGGGUCUGUCUGUGAGGCACCUGAAGGAGAUUUUAGCAAGGAAUUUUGUCAACUAUUCAGGGUGCUGUGAGAAGUGGGAACUGGUGGAACGCGUCAGCAGAUUAUACAGAGAGACGGAGGAGAACAGGAAAUCAUUGGAAAACGUGAGCAGUACAGUAACUGCAGAUGGUGAGAAGGGUCAGCUGAGGAACCACGAUGACAACCUCUGCAGGAUCUGCAUGGACGCAGUGAUUGACUGUGUCCUCCUGGAGUGCGGUCACAUGGUCACCUGCACCAAGUGUGGUAAGAGGAUGAGCGACUGCCCUAUCUGCAGGCAGUACGUUGUGAGGGCUGUGCAUGUCUUCAAGUCCUAAUGCACCUGAACAGCUCUGCACUGACAGCUGCUGCUGAAGAGCAUCUCUCUCUGAAGGUUUGCCACUGGCAAGGCUGAAACUGUAUCCUCACCCAACCAUGCAGCUCACAACCUUAGACUCCAAAAGACUAAAUUUGUUGGUGAUCCAUGUUUGUAUUCCCCAAAUUCUGAUAUGGUUUGCACAUUGAAUGAUACAUGUUAUGGGAAAUGUGUUUUUAUUUUAUCAAGAAUUUCACUUUCCAGUUUGAUUAAUGGCAGAAAAAAAAAAGUGUUGGACUUAUACUCUUCUAUGAGUCAUUCCUUAACUAAACAUAUCCGUGUAAUGUGUUCAUUCCUAAAUGUCUGUCUGGCUUUUCUUACAAGCGUUGAACUUGAACAAGAAUGUGUGGUACUCAGCUAUGUGCAAUCUUGGCUUGCGGAACCUCUCGCCCUCAAAUCUAUGAACUGUAGCUAGCAUUCUGAGAGUACUCAGCACAGCACUUCUUUUUACACUUGCUGCAAACAACUACAUAUCUUAGUAAAAUCAAGGAUGAAGACAUUCGGAACUUCACAGCACGAGAGUGGGGGCGAGUGAUCUAGGUGCCAAAUAACGGGUUAUCCCUUCAUAUUUUUCACUUUUUUUCUCUGCCGUGUGAGCCAGUGUGUGGCUGUUGAUUGUUUAGCAUGUUAUCCCAGGAAGCACUUUCAGAUUGUGCACGUGUUGCUACACCACUGCUUACAAUCCACUGUAAACCUCACCGAGUAAUGGGGGGUUGGAGGCGGUAUGUCUCCCAAUUCACGAGUACCUGUCCAUACUAGAGGUUGUCUGAUUGUUUGAUCGCCUCAAAAAAAAGAAAGAAAAGGGAAUACAUCUUUUCCUUUAUUUUGACAGUUGGGGAAAUAGAAAUGGAGACACAGUAGAGAAAGCUCCUGGAGGAUUUGAUUGUAGGCCAGUGAGAGCACACGCUUAACAUCUCUGAGGGCAAAUAUUUUGCAGCAAAGGGGAAAAAAAGGCGAGUUUCAUUUUUGCCAUCCGUAUUUCAAGUCUGGGAUAUUACCAAUUUAGAUGACUAAGUAUCUGCACAAUCAAGUGGCUCCACAAGCUAAUUUUGCCACCUGUGAAAAAUGAGAGCUUACAUCCACCACUUAGAAUUGUUUCUACGUGAUCUAAUUAACUUUGAUUAAUCAGCCUACCUCUAGUCUGUACCUGUCAGGUAUCAUAUCAUACAGAUAGGUCAUAUGUGAUUUUACAACAUCUGUCAAAACAGCAAUAUCUCCUUUGUCACAUUCGUUCUCAGCACUUCUGUUGAGACAAAAUAGAAAACCGGUGCUAAUUCAUUCAGCCAUCUUCCGUGUUUUGCAAAUUAAAUGUGGAUGUGAUUUUCUGAAUGUUUUCUGUUUUAUUAUAUAUUAUUGGGAGUGGAAUGAAGUGUCUUAAUGCUUUUAGUUGAAUUGUUUCACAUAGUUGUAAAAUAUUGAAUGAACUAUUCAAAGAUAUAGCUACAAGUUUACUAACACCUGUUAUAGAGAAUAUAUAGAAAAAGAGACUUGCUGUACAGUUGCAUAUAUAUUGAUCCAUAUCACGAUGAGAUGUACAUAUCUAUUUUUUUUCCAUUUGAUCUUAAUUGUGUAAUAUCAAAUUAUUGAAAUGUCUCUGGGGUUGGGUUAGUUUAUUACUAGAUUUGUGUCUUCCUUUCAAGUGGUUUGAAAUAUGUCCUUAGGUUUGCCUGAAGUCUGUCCAUCUUUGGAGAACCAGAGCAUGACUUUAUAAGCCUUUAUGGCACUGGAUUUAAGAACCCCUGCCCCCUUUUCGUGAUCCAAUUUCCUGGGUUUCUUUCUCCCUGUCCUGCCCAUUAAAAACAAUACAACUCUGUACUGUACUGAAAAAGUCAACAUUGCUGCUAUUUUAGAAAACGAUGUCUCAUGCAAUCAACAACAGUAGCUAAAGCAAGUUGCACUUUUCCUUCAGAAAGGGUGUUAUUGUGUGCAAGGUCUGGUCUUUGUAUUUGGGAAAGUUAAACUUUUUAUUUUGAUAAUUAAAGAUUUUAAUCAAAGUCACUUAUCUUUUUGGAGACCAUUGCAAUAAGUAGAUUGUCAUUUUAGUAGUAGUGAGUAGACAUUGGUAGCAGUAAAUAAGUAGUAAUGGGGUUUAGCACAACAAAAUGAACAGAUAUAUUAGAAGAAACUCUAAAAUGCAAACAGUCAUCGAUUACGUAUCUUCAUCAGGACUUAAAUUCCUGUCCAAUUACGCCAAGCUAUAUCAUUAUGCAUGUGCAACCAUGUGCACAUGACAAGUCAAAGCAGUGCCAUGAUCCCCAGUGGCAAGACUGUUUGUAGCCCUGAUCUAUUCGGUUCCAUGAAACAAAUGUCCAGGGAAAAUCAUGAAUUCUCAUUGAACGGCUCAUGGCUUGUACAAAUGAAAUAGACUUUUAAUGACAUAUCAGCAAUCGGUUUUAAAAUUUACAAAUAUAAACAUUGUUACCACACUCACUUGAGGUGGUAUCAGGGCUAUCACAGCACUACACACAUCCCAGGAGGGCCAAAAUUUACACAAACUACAUCUAGUCUGAUAAUGUUACAUAAGAAAACAAAAACAGUUUUGCAGGUAAGCUCUGAGCACUUGUUUCAAACCAGUUUGGCAGGUGUUUGCCAGGUGGCGUUUACUGCAUGAAGAGAAAAAUCAGUUUUAAACAGUCACAGCAAAAUGAUGUUGAAUUGACUUUAAAGAUAACUUAUGUGAUUAUCUUAAAGUUUUCAAAUCAAAUAUUACAUGCCCCACUUCUGUGUGAUACUCAUGUCAAUUAAGACCUACCAAAUAGAUGAAUAAAUACCAAAGAGAAAUAAGUUAACAGAAAUGAUAGAAAAUGUUCUCA
Messenger RNA from Lampris incognitus (smalleye Pacific opah), 4046 nucleotides. It is a transcript of the gene rnf34a, whose product is annotated as ring finger protein 34a. Gene Ontology annotation, molecular function: ubiquitin protein ligase activity. Gene Ontology annotation, biological process: negative regulation of extrinsic apoptotic signaling pathway via death domain receptors; protein K48-linked ubiquitination; proteasome-mediated ubiquitin-dependent protein catabolic process. Gene Ontology annotation, cellular component: cytoplasm; plasma membrane. Lineage: Eukaryota; Metazoa; Chordata; Actinopteri; Lampriformes; Lampridae. The record is from RefSeq and is a predicted model, not a curated record. The coding region runs from base 110 to 1195 and encodes 361 amino acids. The transcript is spliced from 7 exons.